Molecule: messenger RNA, 19292 nt
Organism: Xiphophorus hellerii (green swordtail)
Lineage: Eukaryota; Metazoa; Chordata; Actinopteri; Cyprinodontiformes; Poeciliidae
Gene: kmt2ca
Product: lysine (K)-specific methyltransferase 2Ca
Exons: 77
Coding region: 257-18553 (6098 amino acids)
Biological process (GO): regulation of DNA-templated transcription
Cellular component (GO): nucleus
Molecular function (GO): protein binding
Source: RefSeq, a predicted model, not a curated record
CUGACAGGCGGUGCUUCGGUCGCUCCCAAACAUGGCCUCCAUGACGGUGCGACCACUUCAAGUUUGAUUUCUCACUGAUUAUCUGCGUCCAAACUGCGUGUUUUUCCUUCUACAGCUCACGGGAAUGUUUCCACGGAGCAGCUCUGUACGGCAGACACCAGAAGCAGAUGUUUUCUGUCGCAGAAGUUCGGUGCUGAUCACGUCGCUCUAAGUUGACUGAAAACUGGAGAGGAAAAGGAGAACCGCGUCAAAUCAAAUGCCCUCUGAGGCUCAGGAGCCUCGAGACAGAGGGCCCCCCCACCCCCUCACGCGGGCUGGACGCAGCGCUCAGCUGGCCAAAGCUGCAGCCACUAGCCCCGCCCCUGAGAAGCGACCCCGCGGGCGGCCUCGGAAGGAUGGGAACCACGGCCGCCCAGCGCCUCCUGCUCCUCCUUCACCCAAAUCUAAGAAGGGGCGAAGCCGAGGAAGAGCCCAGGUAGAGGGUGAAGAAAGCACGGGGACUACAGAGAAGAGGCGACUCCAGAAAAAGACAGAGCCCAAGGAGCCCCCGGAGGCCAAGGGACCGCAGGAAGCCAUGGAGCCGCUGGAGCCCCCAGAACCCAAGGGGCCGCAGGAAGCCAAAGAGCCCCCAGAGGCUAAGGAGCCCAAUCAGCUGCUGGAGCCCAAGGAGUCACUGAAACCCCCAGAGCCCAAGGGACUGCGGAAAACCAAGGACCUGGUGGAGCCUCCAGAGCCCAAGGAUCCCCCAGAGCCCAAGGAGCCACCAGAGGCCAAGGGACCUCCAGAACCCAAGGAGCCUAAGGGACCUAAGAAGCUUGUGGGGUCCCGGAGGUUCAUCUCUAGGCAGAAGUCCCACAAAAACCCUGAACCAGACCUUGAAAUGAGCCAGGUUGGGCUCAGUCCUAGUCCUGAACCAGCUCCUGAGCCCAGAGUCCCAAAAUGCAGCUCAAAACCAGCCCCUGUUUCUGAGGAGGAAGACAGUACCAGAACCGGUCCCUUUACUGUUGACCUGUUAUCUCAGGUCCCUGUGGAGGAUCCUCAGGUUGGCGCUCCAGAACCAGGGGAACCCACCCACAGCCCCACCCCUAUUGAGACCAGCUGUCCUAGUAGGGUUUCCAUGGACACCAAGGAAGGCUGUAUUGUCGGUCCGGUGCAGCAGAAUCAAGAGCUGAGUCCCCACUCCAGUCCUCCAGUGUCCCUUUGCCUGGAGGACGAGGACGAGGGCUCCCUUUCCCCCCUGUUCCAGCACUCCCCAUCAGAGGAAUCAGGGGGCUCACCUGCCCCAACCCUGGGACACGCCAAGAAACGGCUGAAGCAAUGUGCCUUCUGUUACCGCGGCGACCAGCCUCCUCUGGGCCAGGGCCGCCUUGUGGUGUUCGGUCCGACCCCAGGCUACAUCCCGCUCCACAUCCUGAACCGCCGCACCUCCUCUGAUCGUGUCGAUGACUGCCAUGACCACUGCUACCAUGGAGACAGGGCCCCGCCCACGUGCAGCAGCCCAGCACAGUGUGAAGAUGAAUCUUCUUCAGAGUUCAUGCGACAACUCGGCCCCAUCGGCCUUCCACACGACAUCAACGUCCAAUCACUGUUCGACCCCACAGGUCAGUGCUGUGCUCACCUGCAGUGUGCCGCCUGGUCAGAAGGUGUGCGGCAUGGCGAUGGCCAGUCUUUGCUCUUUGUGGACAAAGCCAUCGACUCAGGAAGCAGCCAGGUAUGUGGGUUCUGCCAAUGCCUGGGUGCUUCGCUGCGUUGCCAGGAGACGGGAUGUGGGCGGAGCUACCACUUCCCCUGUGCUGCUGCUGCUGGCGCUCAUCAGGACUGGACCCAAAGGCUCACACUGUGCCCGACGCACGCCGGCCCAGGCUCCUCAAGAUGUUUGUCGUGUUUGGGCGGAACCGAACCCGGCAACUUGUUGAUGUGCUGUUGCUGCGGUAGCUGUUACCAUGGCAACUGCCUGGAGCCAGCUCUCACCCUGUCCCCUCUGGUCCGGUCUGGGUGGCAGUGUCCCGCCUGCAGGGUGUGUCGCAGCUGCAGGUUACGGGGUGACGAAGGCCUUCUGCUGGUGUGUCAGCGCUGUGAUAAGGCCUACCACACACACUGCCUCUCUCCUCCGUUGGACGGCACACCCAACAGCGCUUGGACCUGCAAGAACUGCAGAGUCUGUCGCCGAUGUGGUGUGACAUCAUCGGGUCAGUGGGCCAAUCAUCAGUUUCUGUGCGAGUCAUGUGACCCUGCCCUGCCCUGUCCUCUCUGUUACCGUGCUGUUGACUUUGCCUCGCUGCAGGACAGUCUGGCCUGCAGCAGCUGCUACAGGUCUGUUCAUGCUGAGUGUUCGGGCCAAGCUGGGGAGCGCACAGCAGAGUCUGACCUCUACCUCUGCUCCUCCUGCAGCCCUUUUGAACAGCAGCUAGCCCCUCCCUCUGACACCUCUCUGGCGCUUAGUCCACCUGCUGCUCCUGAUACAGGCCAGCUUUUCUGCCUGGAGCUACCACCUAGUCCUCUGCAGAGUCCGAACUUAGAGCUCCAACCUAGUCCCACACCCUCUUCUGGAGACCAUCCAAUAAGUUCUGUAGCAAGUGAAAGCAUUCUUGGAACGUCUCAGAAAGACCUCCAACUCACUCCUCCACGGUCUCCAUCCUAUCGGAAGAACGGUGUUGCAGCAUCACUAGAAGUCCUCGAAAGAAGUCCAUCUCCACCUACCGGAUAUCAGAGGCACACAUCGUCACCAGAGCAGACUGACCUGCCGUCGUCACUUACUCUCGCAAAAUACGAACCACCUGUUAUAUCACCAUCCACCUUCUGUCAGAGCCUGGAGCAUGCUGCAGCCGAGCCCCAGCAGAGUCCUGCGUCCCCUCCAACCGGGCCCCAGCGGAGUCCUGCGUCCCCUCCAGCCGGGCCCCAGCGGAGUCCUGCGUCCCCUCCUGCCGAGCCCCAGCGGAGUCCUGCGUCCCCUCCUGCCGGGCCCCAGCGGAGUCCUGCGUCCCCUCCAGCCGGGCCCCAGCGGAGUCCUGCGUCCCCUCCAGCCGAGCCCCAGAGGAGUCCUGCGUCCCCUCCAGCCGAGCCCCGGCGGAGUCCUGCGUCCCCUCCAGCCGAGCCCCAGUGGAGUCCUGCGUCCCCUCCAGCCGAGCCCCAGUGGAGUCCUGCGUCCCCUCCAGCCCAGCCCGAUUGGGGUCCUGCGUCCCCUCCAGCCCAGCCCGAUUGGGGUCCUGCGUCCCCUCCAGCCCAGCCCCAGCGGGGUCCUGCGUCCCCUCCAGCCGAGCCCCAGCGGAGUCCUGCGUCCCCUCCAGCCCAGCCCCAGCGGAGUACUGCGUCCCCUCCAGCCGAGCCCCAGCGGAGUCCUGCGUCCCCUCCAGCCGAGCCCCAGAGGAGUCCUGCGUCCCCUCCAGCCGAGCCCCAGCGGAGUCCUGCGUCCCCUCCAGCCGAGCCCCAGAGGAGUCCUGCGUCCCCUCCAGCCGAGCCCCAGCGGAGUCCUGCGUCCCCUCCAACCCAGCCCGACCGGGGUCCUGCAACCGAGACCUAUAGGGUUUUUGUUGAGACUCUGAGUACUGCUUCACCUUCUUCCGAGACCCAUCAGAGUCCAUCAACACCUCCAGAGGAGACGCAUAAGAUUCCUACUAUGCCUACAAGCGAGACCCAUCAGAUUCCUGCAAGAAAUCCAGCUGAGACUCAUGAGAUUCUUGUUGAGACUCAGAGUCCUGCAUCACCUUCCUCCGAGACCCAUGAGAGUCCAUCGACAACUCCAGCCACGACCCAUGAGAGUGUUUUAAGAACUCUUGCCGAGACUCAUCAGAGUCCAUCAUCAACACCCUCAACCGAGACCCAUCAGGAUUCUGUUUCACCUCCAGUGGUACAUCAAAGUUCUGAGGGGACCUAUCAGAGUUCUGCAGCCCUUCCAGCAGGGAUCAGUCAACUCUUACCAGAAGAGGCUGAAGUCUCUGGUGAAUUUUCUCUAAAGACAGCACAAAGUCCUUCCUCCACUACAGAGGAGCCCCUUAAGAAUCAUGUAAUAGAGAACUCAAACAUUGUCCUAAACCAUCUUCCAUUCACCCUGUGUCAGAGCCCUUCAGCACCUCAAGAGGAGGCCCAUCGGAGUGUUGCAGUACCAGCAGAUGAUUUUCCUCAGACCUCUGCUAAACUUCCUGCAUCAAUUCUAGAGGACAGCCAUCCAAAUCUUGGACCAUCUCCAGAGCACAGCCACCAAAGUCCCUUAUGCCUUGUACAAGAUCCUGAUAGAAACGAUGCAUCAUCUCUAGAGGAGACCCAUAAGAGUCUUCUACCAUCUCUAAAAAAGACUCAACCCCAUAGAAACCUUGUUCCAUCAGCAGAUGAGAAGGUUGCUGGUCAGGUCCAGGGACCAUCUUUAAAAGAGAUCCGCUCACCCUCUCCACAGACAACCCAUCAAAGUUUGCUGCUCUCUUCUGAUCAGCUGAUUCCUCCAAUGUCUCCCCUAAAGUCUCAGCAACCAUCUGUGGAGUCUCCUGGUGAGAAAUAUGAAACUCCUGCUCCAUCUCCAGAAGGCACCUAUCAAUCUGGUCCACCCCCUAGCCACAUGUGUAUAAGUCCAGAACCAUUACUAAAAAGUUCUGCUCGGUCUCAUGGGGAGACUUGCCAGUUUCAAGAACCUCCUCUGAAGAACUCGGAUGAAGGUUUGGUUCCAUAUCCAGAGGCCGAUCUCCAAAGUCUUGUUACAUCUCCUAAAAAUCUCAAACAAGAUCAUCCACCAUCUCUUGAAAGGACAGAAGACUGUCCUGAAUUAAACCUCGUAAACUUCUCAGAAGUAGCAGCUUUGUUGCCUAAAGAGAUCCAUCCAAGUUCUGCUGAACUAUCACAUUGCCAAGAAAGUAGUGAUAGAGAUCACCAGGACAGCUUCAGGCUUGCACAUUGUAUGUCAAGCUCAACAUUAUCUCACCCUGCUUCCAUUGACCAGCAGUCACCUUCCUCAUCACCACACUGUCAGUCAGAAAACCAGGAAUGUGCCCUGUCACACCAACUUGAACCUGAAAGGCUUCCUCAAUCUCAGGCCAGUCCAACAGGAUUUGAGUUUGGUCCAGUGUCCUCUCGUCCUAGUCCAACCAAAAGGUCCCCUGUAAAGGUUCUUCAGAGUUCUUCUAAGCUCAGUUUGAACUGUCCUUCUUCUGAACCAGACUUCACAGAGGACCAGCUCGGUACUCGAUCUCUGCAGGCACAUCUGGGUAACAACCCUCAGCCACAGAGUCUGAGUACAUCAGGGCUGAGUCCUACCAGGCUUCAACAAGGAUACCACCUGGAACCUGAGGCACUGCUACAGAGACCAUGCAGUCCAACAAGCAUCAUGAACUCCCAGCCCAACCAUAAAUUGGAAGCUGGUAUAUCUUAUCCGCAAACUCCCACAACACUGGACCACACAACCACUGGCUCAGACCUUUCACAGAAUCUCUGUAAUCUGAACCCUAAAUCACCACAGAUAUUUGGCACAUCUACCAAGAUGGCACUUGGAUCCUAUUCAGCUCCUUGUAGCCCUCACCCUCUCCUGGGGAAAUCUAGACCCCACAGUUCUUCACAACCUGCAAGUCCAACUCAGCACCACUACAACAAAAUGGUCAGGCAAAGUAUUGACUCUGGUGGACUGAAACUGGAAGGUAUAGAGUUCACCCAUGACUCCUCCACAGUGCAAUCUGCUGAGAACUACCGGCCUCACAUACCUGCCCUUCAGAUGCCAGAAAGCCUUGAUAACAGUAGCACUUCUUUUGAACACAGUAGCCUAACUUACUCACCUUGUGUUAAGGACACAAAGGUAAACCAGAGUCCUUACAAAAGUCUGUCACCCUGCACAAGUGAUAGUUCCAAGCAAGCUGAGCCAGUGCCUACAAUGCCUACAAACCCUGCCUUCUGUCUCAAAGUCUUGCCAAUAGAGACUGACCCCACACCACAGUCAGCAAGUCUCAUACCAGCUAAGUCCUCAACACAACAAAAUGGUCCAGAGUCUCCAUCAUUAAUUGAAGCACAACUGGCUCAACCUGGUGACUCAAUUUCUGGUCAGGGUAAGGAUAUAGAGCUCCACCCAGAUAGACUGGUCCAUACUGAGGCCCUUAUUGACUUUGGUCCCACACAAGUCCACAGCUCUGCAAUGACAUCUUCUACCCAUACUCUGUCAGCUAAUAGUUCUGUUGCCAACAGUCUGACUAGUAUUCCCACAAGUGAUGUCUCUCCAAGGACUAGUCAUGCUGGUCAAACUAAUACUGUUUGUAUAGUACAAACACCCGUUAGCCCACUUCAGAGUCCAGCUCUGGAUGGGACAGUGCUCCACAGACCCAUGUCCAACCCUGGAACCAGUCCCAGCCUUCGCCAAACUCCCUACAGCCCGGGCUCUCUGUCAGAUUGGGUCCGGGGAGUUGAUCUUUCCACCCAAAUAUCUACUGUUCCCCCUUACUCUGUUCUGGAUGUUGGUGCUGUCCAAACAGCAGAACCCAAUGAAGGGUCCCAGAGACCUAGUGACCCUGCUCGGUCUACUCAAAGCCUUGCCAGUCCUUCAGGCUCUGUCCACCCACAGGUUAGCCCUCCAUCUGUAGUAUUGACUUCAACGCUUCAGGCUCCAGUUAGCUUUGUCAGAACUUCACAAGAAUGUUCUGUCCUUGGGGCAGUGGGUUCAGAAAGUCCUCAUGCUUGCCCCAUACCAGGUCCUGUGCAGCUGAAGCCAAGUUCUGAUAGGAGUACCAUUGAUUCAUUGCCUCCAGAGUCUGGUUCUGAUUUUGGUCCUGGUCCUAAACAGCAACAGUUCAGUCUUGAUCCAUGUAACCAUGUUCAGUCAGUAGCUUGCUCUGAGAACCACCACAAUCUUGAUUGUGCUGGUUCUGGUGUGGACUUUAGCCUUAUCCCCGAACGGCCUAGUUCUGUACAUGGUCAUGGACCUGCUGGAGCAGAGCAGAGGAGUGCUGAGGAAGAGCAAGGAGAAGCAGCGAUGGAGAGUCCAGAAGAUGAGGUCAAUCCUGCUGAGAUGACUGAGGUACAAGGAGACGAUGAGGAGAGUAGCCCAACACUGGGUCCGGUCUGUCCUUCAGUCUCCCUGUCCUCCUGUCCUUGCUCUCAGGCCACAUCCCCUAGAGGAGACCAUCCUCCAUUGGCUGAGAGGAGGAAUGUGGAGGAAGAGUACAGCCAAUCACAGAGCCUGAAUAAACUUGUUGUCAUGGCAACAGAAUCAACCAAAGAUGGACACCAGUCCCAUUCCGAGCCUUCAGAGAAGCAGGAGAUAAGGUCAGUAGAGAGACACCAGCCAAUCAGAGAUGAGGAGACGGGACCAGAUGAGGAGACCUCAGAUGGCCCAAUUCUGGAUCUGGACCAAUCCCUGGACAUGGAGGUGAUGGAGCUGAUGACCUCAGCCGCACCUCCCGCCUCCCGCAGAGGAAAGUGGCGGAGCCUAAGGCCCCUCCCCUCCUGGUCCCGCCCCUCAGAUGACCUGUCCAUCCGUCUACGGCAGUCUCCGUUUUCCACUGAAGCGUCCCCUGAGACCUCACCUGCCCGGACCCCGGUCACUCCUCCACCUCUGACUCCACCAACUCCUCCCUCCUCCAGAGAGACUCCGCCCCCUACCCAGGCUCCACCCACUGCCGUGUUCCUGCUGACCCCAAAGAUUGGCAUGGGAAAGCCUGCCAUCUCCAAGAGGAAGUUCUCCCCCGGCAGGGCGCGGUCCCGGCAGGUACCACAGGGUUCGUGGUGCAGCAGUCGCAGGGCGCCGAGCCCUCCCUCAUCCUCCCAGGAUUCCACGGGGGAGGGAGGUUGGAGCCCUAAGCCCCGCCCACCAGACUCUUCUCUGUGGAGCAUGAAAGUGGGUCGGGGUUCAGGGUUUCCAGGCAGGAAGCGGUCCAGAGGUGGAGCUGCUGGUGGAGGAAGAGGAGGAAGAGGCAGGAGUCGGCUGAAGGCUCAGGACAGCCUCACUGUGCUCCCUGGGGGAAGCUAUGUGGAGACGUUUCAGGCAAAGGAGGAAGAGGAGAACUCCAUGCACAACACGGUGGUGAUGUUCUCCACCUCAGACCAUUUCACUCUCAAACAGGACAUGUGCGUGGUGUGUGGCAGCUUCGGUCGGGGCUCAGAGGGCCGCCUGCUGCCCUGCUCCCAGUGCGGCCAGUGUUACCAUCCCUACUGUGUCGGCGUCAAGAUUACCCGAGUGGUGCUCACCAAAGGCUGGCGCUGCCUGGAGUGCACAGUAUGUGAAGCGUGUGGCGACGCUUGCGACCCCGCCCGCCUGCUGCUCUGUGACGACUGUGACAUCAGCUACCACACCUACUGCCUGGACCCGCCCCUCCUCACUGUGCCCAAGGGCUCCUGGAAGUGCAAGUGGUGUGUGUGGUGUGUGCUGUGUGGCUCCACCUCGCCGGGGCUGCGCUGUGAUUGGCUGAACAACUACAGCCUUUGCGGGCCGUGUGGCAGCCUCAGCCAGUGUCCCGUCUGCCAGCGGCGCUACGCACAGGACGAUCUGGUGAUGCAGUGCCAGCAGUGCGACAGGUGGGUCCACGGCGUCUGUCAGGGUUUGGCUUCGGAAGAAGAGGUGGCGCUCGCUGCCGAUGAAGGCUUUGACUGCUCUCUGUGCCGCGCCUCCUCAGGGAGGGUGGAGCCUCUGGGUUCCUUCAUGACUCAGAUGGUGUCCAGAACCAGAGAAGUGGACGUGAAGACGUAUACUCAGGAUGGCGUCUGCCUAACCGAGUCCGGUCUGACUCACCUGCAGGCCCUAGUCCAGCCUCUUGCAUCACCGCGCAAGUGCCGCAGGUGUAAACCGAAGUUGAAGCUGAGGAUCAUCAACCAGAACAUUGUUUCCGUCCUGCAGACGCCACUGGACCCAGAGACCCUCACCGAGCCGGACCAGAACCGAGCUGUGUCUGCAGGUGACCUGGACUGUGACAUGAAAUCUGACUCCAGUCCCGAGCGGGACGCCGCUCACCUGGAUGACGUCACCAAGGAGACGGACGUCACAGACGACAGCAAGAAGAGGAAGAGGAAACCAUAUAGGCCAGGUAUCGGGGGCUUCAUGGUGCGUCAGCGUGGGGGAAAAGCCGGACUCUGCAGGAAGGACUCGUCAGAGAUGAACCCGAGUCGAGAUCCAGGUAUGUUGGAGACUGAUGCUUCCAUGGAAAUGAUGUCUGCUGCUGAGCAGGCAAUGGAGAAAGUUAAGAAGAGAUACAGGAAGAAGAAGACCAAGCUGGAGGAAGCGUUCCCAUCGUACCUGCAGGAGGCUUUCUUUGGCCGGGAUCUGCUUGACCGCGGCCGACAGAUUGACGGAAGGCCGAGGACGGUGACCUCAGGUGCCAGCCAAUCAGGGUCGGCACUGAAUGUCCCCAAGGCUUCCCCCCUCAGAGCACCUGGCCCCGUCUCCUCUGUCCAGGCUCCGGGGACAGUAGCAACCAGCAGGAAACAGGGAGUGCUGCCCGUGUCGGAGGAAGUGCUGCUGGACCUUUCUGAUGUCCUGAAAACAGAUCCUCACAUCCUGGGGACAGGACGCACAGGUCAGUUCCAGGUGGAGCGCUCUCCAUCUCCCUUUGCCGGCCUGGAUAUCACCACGGCGGCCGACGACCCCCCCCUGUCAUCAGACACCCCUGGAGGUUGUGGGCGUUGCCAGAGGAUGGAGCGGGAGGAGCCUCUGGAUGCUAUCUUGAGCCCUGAACUGGACCAGAUGGUAACAGACGGAGGAAUCCUGAGCAGACUCUACAAGAUCCCAGAACUGGAGGGGAAGGAUGUGGAGGAGGUCUUCACCGCCGUUCUGAGUCCAAACAGCAGCAGUCAGCCAGAGCCCAGCAAGACCCACGGCUCAGCAGCGUGUUCUCGGCUGCCGGUGAUGAAUGGCCUGGUUGCCGCCGUUCCUCCCCUCCCCAACGCUCCCAGUGGAGGCAGCCAUAUGCUUGGCUUCAGCUUGCCUUCUGAGGGCCCCGCCCCCUCCUCUGCAUCAGCCAAUCGGCCGUCAGCUGUAGAAGGGGAGCAGGAUGUGAUGUCGACAGCUCAGAGAGGGACGCUGAAGUGGGAGAAGGAGGAGAGUCUGGGAGAGCUGGCGACCGUGGCUCCGGUUCUUUACUGCAACACCAACUUCCCUCAGCUGAAGCAGCAGUACCCCGAUUGGUCCACUAGAGUGAAGCAGAUCACCAAGCUGUGGAGGAAGGCCAGCUCCCAGGACAGAGCACCCUUCGUGCAAAAAGCUCGGGACAACCGGGCGGCCCAGCGCAUCAACAAGGUGCAGCUGUCUAAUGAGUCACUGCAGCACCUGCAGCCGCCGCCACUGCCACCGCCGCCCCAGGGGGUCUAUGACCCCAUCGCCAUGGAGACGGAGGCCGGCUGCAGAGACCCGCUGAGGCCCAGGGAAUCAGAGCAGGAGCAGGAGUGGAAGUUGAGACAGAUGAUGCGACAGAAGAGCAAGCAGCUGGCCAAGAUGGAGGCGACCCAGAAGCUGGAGCAGGUGAAGAACGAGCAGCGGCAGCAGCAGCUCCGCCAGUCGGGACGCCUGUCCCCAGAAGGCUCCGCCCACCAGCAGGUCGCCGGGGGCAACGCCACACAGAGCAGGCAGAACCUCCCGCAGGAUGUGGGGACACUGGACGAUGUCUUCCUCAGACCUCAAGUCCCCGCUCCCUCUGGGUUCUCUUCACUCCCUCACUCCCCUUUGGCCUCCUCCCCCCUCCACCAGCCGCCGUCUUCCCCCCAGAUGUUUUCCCCCCCCUCCUCCCGCCCCUCCUCACCCUGGGACCCAUAUGGUAAAGUAGCAGGUCCCCGUCUUCCUCAGCGCCUCGGCUUCCUCAGCGUCUCCCCCGCUCAUGAUGGCUCCCCUGCACUGUCCCCCGACCUGUCUGCCUCCGGUUUUCCACCAAGUAGAGCCGGCAUGGUGACCCCCUCCUCCGGCUCCCCCCCCGACCAAUCUCUCAGACCCGUCCGGGUGGGGGACUCCAGCCAGAGGACGAGCCUGACGAUGCAGGGUGGAGUGUUUAAAGCCCCUAUGCCCCCCCACCAGGAGGCAACGGGAAGGAGAGACCUGGGGUUCCCCAACAGCCCAGUGUCAGGUCUGGGCUCCCCCCACCGCAGCCCUUAUGCCUCGGGGACACCCCAGCUGGGAGACGCCCCAAGUUCACGGCCCUCCCCUGACCCUUUCAGGGACCCUCAGACCCCCGGUACGCCACACCCUCACUCUGACUGCGGCUACCUUGCCAUGCCCACAGGACUGAGAGCGGACCCGGUCAGUCAGCCGUCGCCGUCCAGCCUGGACUCCUAUCCCUCCAAUCCGGGAACUCCCCGCUCCUCGGAACGGUUCCCACGGUCCCCAGGGUCUCAGCGAAGUGUCGAUUUAUUCCCCCAGUCUGUGGGGACGCCUCGCCCCCCUCCUGAGCUGCACCUGCAGCAGCCCUCUGCCCCUCGGGCUCAGAAGACCCUGGCAGAGAGCCUCACUGCCCCGCCCCCAGCGUCAGCUUCCUCCCCUCUGGGUCCUGGACUGAUGGCGGAGAUGGGGGCCCCCAAGCCUCAACGGUCUCCAGGAAGCAGACAAGAGUCGUUGCCCAGAACCUGCAGCAGCCAGACCCCAAAGCACCCUGCGACACCUGAGAUGGGAGUUGUCCAUGCUACGGGUCAGGAUGCUCUAGAGAAGGGUCUCAUAACGACUGGCAUGUCACCGAUGGAGAAGUCAGGAACCGGUGACCUGUCCACUCUGGAUGGAGGGAGGAGCAUGCUGCCUCAGCUUGGAGACUCUGAGGAGAAACUACAACAGCGCCUGUGGCUCCGGCAGCAUAUCCUCCGGCAGCAGCACCAAAAGAUUGCCUUACGCCAGGAGAAAGGUUUGCUGGAACCCACCUCAGGACCUGCUGCUUCUAGCGGUACUCUUCACAGCUGGUCUGCUGAGGACUCUUCCAGUGCCCCUCCUCCAGACCCAUUUGAACGGCCUCCACCGCCAUACCCUGGUACAGUGAGACCUCUGACUCCUAGGUUUACUGGAUGUCUUCCAGGCGAGGAGAUGAGUGGCUUUCCUCCCAGUGAGGCGUCCCUCCCCAGACAAAACCUCCUGAGAGGACCAGCUGUCAGGUUUGGUGUUCCUCAUGGAGCCCUACAGGACCCUUCAGCGCGUCCAUCCCUUGGUCCUGCUGUGGGGCUCUGCUCCAUGGAGGGGAACCUGGUCCAAAUGAGGAGGCCUGUGCCAGCAGAGUUCACCAGUAUUCGGUCGUUAAUGCCCCACAACUCAGCAACACACAUAGUGCCAGGUGUUCCCCAACUCAUCGUCCAGCGGCCUCCUCCUCCUCAGCAGCACGGCGUCAUGCCCUACAUUGAGCUCCGACACCGCCCCCCAGAGAACCGUCUGAAGCUGCCCUUUCCCCCACCGACGCCUUCAGAGCUACAGGAAGCCACGCCCACCAGAGACCCCUCCCAGUCCACUGCGCCACGUCCGGGUCCAGUCAAGAUGGGGGAGGCAGGGCUGGGGCAGCAGCACCUGGGUUCUGCUCUCCCAGGAUCUGAGGGUAUUGAGGCGCACUUAGAGGGAGAGGACUCUGCUGUAAAGGAUCUGGAGGACGUAGAGGUCAAGGACCUGGUGGACCUCAAUUUGAAUCUGGACCCAGAAGAUGGUAAAGACCUGGACCUGGGUUCGAACGAUCUGCACCUGGAUGACUUCCUGCUGACAGGGAAGUUCGACCUUAUUGCCUAUGCUGACCCAGAGCUCAAUUUGGAGGACAAAAAAGACAUGUUCAACGAGGAGCUGGACCUUGGGGAGCCGGUAGAGGACCGGGAGGGGAGCCGACCCGCCAGGAAAAUGGAAAGCCCUGCCCACUUUCUGGGACACCCAAAACAGGAAUUGAAGGAAUCUCAGAAGACUGAAGGUCACUCUUCAGACAGGCCUCAAGGAGCUCACUCUGCCCUUCUAAUCAAGGAGAAGCUGGAGGACUCUGGUUUGGUUUCCUGUCCAGUCCCAGCCCAGGCUUUGUCCUCUGUCCAUCCGCUAAUAACUCCAGGGGAAUCAUCCGUCUUCCACCAGAGACCAUUUGGAUCCGCACCAAUCCCCCAACCGAUUCCUUCCGGUCCUGCUCCUCAGGGUGCCCCCACCCUGCCUCAAUCUCCAUCAACUCAGCCUCGACUUCUUUUAAACCCCCAGAACCAUCCUCCUCAUCCAGGCACUGAAACUCAGAGCAUGAGCUCGGUCAGCUUUCCUGAGAACCAGGUCUCCCUUCAGAACCAGAACAAGUCCAGGCCUCUCCUGCUGGAGGAGCAGCCACUCCUCCUCCAGGAGCUUCUGGACCAGGAGCGGCAGGAGCAGCAGCAGCAGAAACAGAUGCAGGCUCUGAUCCAACAUAAGUCUGACUCAGAGUCUGGAAUCUCCGACAUGGAUUUUGAGUCCAUCUCUGACCCAAUCAUGAAGGCUAAGAUGCAGGCUCUGAAAGGUAUUAACAGGGUGAUGAGUCAGGGACCCUUGGGCCUGAACCCAAUGGUCAUCAACAGGUUCCAACAGAGUCCAGGAGCCCCAGGUCCUGAGUUAACUCCUCCCACUCCUCACCUACCAGAACAGGACGGGAAGUUAACCCCUCAACUAGUGCGCCGCAACCCUCCCAGCUUUGGACCCGGCUUCAUCAAUGAGUCUCAGAGGCAGCAAUACGAGGAGUGGCUAGGUGAGACGCAGCAGCUCCUGCAGAUGCAACAGCGCCUCCUAGAGGACCAGAUUGCAGCUCACCGCAAGGCCAAGAAGGCUCUGUCAGCGAAGCAGAGAACGGCCAAGAGGGCGGGCCGAGCCUUCGCUGAAGAGGAUGCAGCCCAGCUGCAGUACAUCAGUGAACAGCAGGGGGCAGUCCAGAAACAGCUGGAGCAGAUCCGGAAGCAGCAGAAGGACCACACUGAACUGAUUGAAGACUAUAGGACCAAACAACCUCAGAGGAUGCUGCAGAUGCCCCCCCAGAUGCCCUUGGGGCAAGUCCUGGUCCCCCCUACGCCCCGCCUGGGCGGUGCUGCUCCAGGUCACCGUCCAAACGUCCCCUCAGGCUGGACUCCAGGGUCUGGUCCUCCCAUGGGUCAGAGGGUGCUUCCACAGCUUCCAGCCCACAUGCCCCCCAACCUGCCUAACUGUCCUCGGGCCCCCCCUCUCAUCCAGACGACUCUGCCCAUGAAGCCAGUCCUGACCGCCCCAACGCCAGGCUUAACUAACCCCCAGGGCUCCCUAGGGGGCGCCAAUGGAGCGCCAGGGGACGGAGCCACACCUCAGGUGAAAUUUGAUGACAACAACCCGUUCAGCGAAGGUUUCCUGGAGCGUGAAAGGAGGGAGCGCUUGAGAGAGCAGCAGGAGCGACAGAGGGUUCAACUGAUGCAGGAGGUGGAGCGUCAGCGCGCUCUGCAGUGGAGUCUGGACCAGCAGGACCUCUGCGGGUCCGGAGCAGCCGGUGCUCCUGGGAAACGCGGACCGGUUCCUGGUGGAGGAGCUGGACUGGUCAGCAGCGAGGACCAUCUGUCCCAGGGAGCGUUCUGCAUUGCUGAACCUGGACUGGGCUUCCUUCCUUCCUCCUUGGCCUCCAGGCAUCAGGUCCAGGGGCGUACUGGGGGCGCCGACCUGCACCAGGGCUUCCCAGGAGGUUCCCUGCCCCUCAGGGCCACCCCCACCGCAGCUCUCCAUCCUGAUGUUGCCGCAGAGCGAGGCAGCCUCCAGUUCAGGCCCAGGAUGUCGGGACUGCUGCGUCCAGCGGGGAUCAGUCCUCACCUGUUGGGACACGACUCCUCCUCGUCUUCACCAUUGACCCCACACCCCCACUCCUCUUCUGGAGGCCUUGCCUCCCUCGCUGAUAUCAUCCCUGAUGACAAACCGAAGAACAGGAGAUUGAACAGAGCUGAGGAAGGAGCCAGAACUCCUCUGUCACCACACUCUGACAUCACAGCUCCACCCACUCCGGCUGUCUCAGACAAGUCCUGCUCUACACCCACCCACCAACCGGACACUGCCUUCUCUGGCCUGGCUUCUUCACCUGACAUAGAAAGACAGCAGAGAGGCAGCGUGGUGGAGGGCCACAGAGGCCCUGUGUCUGGGGGCAGCCUGGAAGUCAAGGAAGAGCUGAUGGAGGCGCGGCCCUGCCGGGGGAUCCCUGUGAAGGUAGAGGAGGCUGGGGAAGAAUGCUUCUCCUCCCCCGCCUCUCACGGGGGAGAUGGAGGGAAGGAGCUGCUCCGACACCUUCUGAGGGACAAAACGUCGCCCAUAACGAUGACAACUCCCUCCAGGCCGGCUGCACACCGCCAGCUGUCCAAUGACGGCGUGCGAUCUGAGGAAGAAGAUGAGCCAGGUUUCCAUGGUAACAUGGUGCCACUGGGGGACGGUCCAAAGAAAAUUAAGCGCACCAAGAGAUUGAGUCUACCUGACAAAGACAGAGCUCCAUCCAAGUCCAAAAGGAGGAGAAAGGAGGAUGAUGAAGAGAAGAGCUCCUCCUCUGACUCACUGAUGACCCAGCUGAGUCAGCUGUCAGUGCUGCCACUCAUGGAGCCCAUCCUGGGUGUAGACCUGAGCCUCUUCCCCCCAUACGGCAGCUCAUCUAUAGGCAGAGACUCCCUGCUGAGAGGCUCCUUUGGGAAUGCCUCUUUGGAUGGCGUCUCAGACUUCUACUCCCAACUCGUCUACAAGAACAACCUCAGUAACCCCCCCACACCUCCGGCAUCUCUGCCCCCAACACCUCCACCUGUAAGCAGACAGAAGAUGGUGAACGGCUUUGCCACAAUGGAGGAGCUGACCAGAAAGGAACUGAGCGAGCAGGAAGACUUGCCAACUCUGAAGCACAAAGAGGAUGAGCUUCUCAAUCUAAACCACUCCUCCAAGACCGUAGAUGUCCCUGCAUCCCUGCCAACGCCGCCCCACAACAACCAGGAGGAGCUCAGGGUCCAGGAGUCGUUGGAGUGCCACAGUCCGGAGGGGUUUGUCCCGUCCUCGUCUCCAGAGAGUAUGGUGGACAUGGAGGUCAGCAGGUACCCUGACCUGUCUUUCAUCAAGCUGGAGCAGCCCUCGCCCUGCCCGUCACCUACAUUACCCAUCAUUCCCUGCACCUGGGGCAAAGGCUUUUCAGUGAAACAGGAAGUGAAGACAGAACCACAGCUCCAAGUGCAAUCCACCUGUUCCAGCACAGACCUGGUUACCAUAGCGAUCACUCUGAACCCGGCCGCCUCUCAGAACGUCCCGGGUGUGAUGGCGGCGGUGGCGGCGCUCCUCAGGGUACCCAGCCCCAUCAACUACCAGCUGAGCCGAGCGCCGACACUAGAGCGGAGCAGCCUGGCCCUGCUGGCAGGAGUGCGUGUGCCGAUGUCGCAGGGUUCAGCAGCAUCCAGAUUGCAGAGAGCGCCACCUGCUGCCAGAAACUCGCCACGCUGCUGCAGCCGCUGCAAAAGGCUUCUGGUAAACGGAGUUCACUACAGACAGGACGGUGAGUCCAGAGACAGACCCAGUUUGGUGUUUUGCAGUCCAACCUGCUCUGCUCUAUUCGAGUCAGAGCAGCAGAACCGCUCUGCAAGACCCAAGCCUGCGGUGCCGGUGCUUCUGGAUGGUUCUGGUUCAACUCCUCCUCUCAGCAGAACACAGCACCAGUACGCCAACAACAUGUCCUCCAUUGCUGUCCAUUCUCUCCCACGCACCGACUCUUCCUCCUGCUCUCCUUCCUCCUCCUCACCACCACUUGCCUUUCCACCUGCCUCUGCUAUUACCAUGGAGACUAGGCCCCACCCCGACAGCCUCAAGGUGACGGUCAAGCUAAAGCCCCGUCCACGGACCGUGUCAGGUGAUGACUCUCUGUGUCCUCAAGACUUGAAGAAGAUGAAGAUUUCUCGGUGGAGACGCUGGAGCUUCAGCAUUACUCUCAACAGGGGUUCCCGUGUUGCUAACAAGGCGGGUGCCAUUCCAACAGAGGAAGAAGUGGAUGAGCUUCUGAAGGAGUUUGGAGCAUGCCUGCGUCCCGACCCGCUGCCUAGAGACCAGCGUAGGUGCUGCUUCUGCCAUCAGCAGGGGGACGGUCUGACGGACGGCCCUGCCCGACUCCUCAACCUGGACCUGGACCUCUGGGUGCACCUGAACUGCGCUCUGUGGUCCAGCGAAGUGUACGAGACACAGGCGGGCGCGCUCAUCAAUGUAGAGCUGGCGCUGCGGCGGGGCCUGGCGCUCCGCUGCGCCCACUGCAGCCGCUGCGGCGCCACAACCGGCUGCAACCGGCUCCGGUGCACCAACACCUAUCACUUCACCUGCGCCCUGCAGGCCCACUGCACCUUCUUUAAGGAUAAGACCAUGCUGUGCUACCUCCAUAAGCCCAGGACCCUUCCUGUGAGCGGGGACAGGUCAUCCAGCUCCUCCCCGUUCUCCACGCCCGGCCUGCCCUCCGACCCCACUCCCGGCUCCGACCCGUAUGACUCGGAGCUGCGUUGCUUUGCCGUAUUUCGGCGAGUCUUCGUGCAACGGGACGAGGCGCGGCAGAUCGCCGCUGUUGUGCAGCGGGGCGAGCGGCAGCACACCUUCCGUGUCGGCAGCCUGCUGUUCCGCGCCGUUGGCAGGCUCCUCCCACAGCAGAUGGAUGCCUUCCACAACGAGGCCGCCAUCUUCCCUGUCGGUUACCAUGCCAACCGCUUCUACUGGAGCAUGCGCUACAGCAACAGACGCUGCAAGUACCUGUGCUACAUCGAGGAGCACGAAGCCCGGCCGCUGUUCAAGGUCAAGGUGGUGGAGAAAGGUCACGACGACGUCGUCCUGACGGGGGCCACGCCUACAGCGGCGUGGGCCCAGGUUCUGGAGGCGGUGGCCCGGAUGAGGAGCUGCAGUGGGACUCUGAAGCUGUUUCCUGUUUACCUGAAAGGAGAGGAACUGUUCGGCCUGAAGACAUCUGCCGUGACCCGGAUCAUCGAGUCUUUGCCGGGGGUCGAGGCGUGUGAGCGCUACACUUUUCGCUACGGCAGGAACCCCCUCAUGGAAUGGCCUCUGGCCUUCAACCCGUCCGGCUCGGCUCGCUCUGAACCCAAGGCCUGCCAGGCCAAGAGACCUUACCUGCUGACCAGUGUGGCCCCCAGGUGUCAGGGCUCAGUGGGCUCCAUCGUCGGCCUCGUUCCCGGCGUUCUGUCUUUGUCUCCUGGCGAGUCGGUGGCUGCUGCCCAUCAGGGCCGCCACUCCAAGUCGGCCCAGUACCGCCGCAUGAAGGCGGAGUGGAAGAGCAACGUGUAUCUGGCUCGCUCUGGUAUCCAGGGACUGGGGCUGUACGCCGCCAGAGACAUCGAGAAGUGCACGAUGGUCAUCGAGUACAUUGGGACAAUAAUCAGGAGCGAGGUCGCCAACCGCAAGGAGAGGCUGUACGAGGCCCAGAACCGAGGCGUGUACAUGUUUCGGAUCGACAACGACUAUGUGAUCGACGCAACCAUCACCGGAGGACCGGCGAGGUACAUCAACCACUCCUGUGCUCCCAACUGCAUCACUGAGGUGGUCAUGGUGGAGAAAGAGAACAAGAUCAUCAUCAGCUCCUGCAGACGCAUUCAGAGAGGAGAGGAGCUAUGCUACGACUACAAGUUUGACCUGGAGGAUGACCAGCACAAGAUUCCGUGUCACUGUGGAGCCGUGAACUGCCGCAAAUGGAUGAACUGAGAGCAUGGAGGCCUCUGGCGCCCUGUGGGCGGAGUUAACAUGACAUCAUCACUGGUCUGUGGGCAGAGCUAGCAUGACACCAUAAUAAAACUGAUUGAUUAGAUCAGAGGAAAUAAAGUUUAUACUUAAUUAAUUUACAAAUGGGACACAUUUAUAAUCUGUUGUGGGUGGAGUCUGUGCUGACGGGGCGGAGCUUACUAAGAGGCUGGUCCUCGCUGUAAAUUGGUUGUAAAUGUGAGUGUAAACGCCACUGAAAUAAGCGAAUGUGUCGUCCUUUAACUUGCACUAAAACAUAAAAUGACAAACACACAAACCUACCUGAUUCCACCGCUUGGUCCUCCCCUCUUCCUCCUUCUCAUCAGUUUCCUGUAAAAUAAGAUUUUUUUUUUCUUUUUGUAUUUAUUAAUGAAUUAAGCUAUUUUCUAAAACUAUGGUGCAUUUGAGGUCCAGUGUGUAAAUAUCUGUACCAUAAGUAAAAAGUCAGACACAAAGAUUAGAGCACCCCCCGACUCCUGUGUGUAGACAGGCUUCUGUUACUUCACCCAGAGUUUAGGCUGCAGGCGUCUGCUGCCGUGUAAAUACGAGGUUUAUUCAGGCCCUGCUGUGUACAGAUAGACGACAUGAAGCCUUGUCUCUGUUUUUUUAUUAAUGGAUGUAAACAAAGUGAUGUUUCUGGAAAAUAUGGUGAAUCUGAUUUAGAAUCAUUUACAGAAAAUAAAUAUUUUACAUCUUAGAGAAA